UUUGCAGUGAUGUGAAGGUUACAAUUCGGCAAUUCCUUUGUGUGCCUCUAUUGUAGUGUGACGUAGAGCCUUGAAGCUUGGGGAUUCAACCUUGUAAAAGAAUGCAGUGUCCUCAAAACCCGUCUCAAUUUGGAAUCCGUCGUCAAAUCUUUCACUGUGGCGCUGACCAUGUAAAAGAAGUUCUUUAUUCUCACCUCUUCUAAAUCUGGAAAUGGAGUCCCAAAUCUUUGGCGACCUCUCAUUCAAAUCACUUCAUGUAAACGUCAAACACACCGCUCGCCGUUUCAAAUUCCCACCGGGAAAUAGUUCCCGGCGAAUAGACCCGUGCCACCUCAGCUUCUCCGUUCGAUGUGGGCCGAGUCCGACCGAGAAUGUUGAAAAACUCAGCACGACAAAGAGACGAGAUGUGCUCGUCACAUCUUUGCUCUUCCUUGGCGCCAGUGUGAUCCGGACGGCAGUGUCGAGAGCCGACGACAAUCCGCCGGAGAGCAACAUGACAGGGUCGGAGGUUCCAAGUCCGAUGCCAGCUCAAGUAGAUAAGGCGGCAGAGGAGGAGAAGAAGAAAGAGGAGGUUGUAAAUUCGAGGAUUUACGACGCGACCGCAAUCGGAGAACCGUUGGCGGUGGGGAAGGACAAGAGUAGAGUGUGGGAAAAGCUUAUGAAUAGUCGGAUUGUGUAUUUAGGAGAAGCGGAACAAGUUCCUACUCGGGACGACAAGGAAUCGGAGCUAGAUAUUUUGAAGAGUUUGAGGAAGAGAUGCGAAGAGGCACAAAGACCUAUUUCCCUGGCUUUGGAAGCAUUUCCUUCGGAUUUACAGCCACAACUCAAUGAAUACAUGGCCAAAAGUAUUGAUGAAGAAACCUUAAAGGCUUUUGUAUCACAUUGGCCACCUGAACGUUGGCAGGAGUAUGAACCCAUUCUAUAUUACUGCAACAUCAAUGGUGUACGGCUAAUUGCCUGUGGUUUACCCCUUGAGGUUCAACGAAGAGUGCAAGCAGAAGGGAUUCACGGACUUUCGAAGUCCGAUUCUAAGAAGUAUUCUCCUCCCGCCGGUUCGGGCUUCAUCUCGGGCUUUACUCCAAGAUCUUACAGAUCUUCUAUUAAUAUGAGUUCGCCACCUAACUACUCAACUCGGUUUGGAUCACAAUCGUAUCUUUCUGCACAAGCAAGAGUUGUAGAGGAAUACACAAUGUCUCAGAUCAUAUUGCAAACCAUAGAAGAUGAUGGACCAUCGGGCUUGCUUUUGGUUGUCACUGGUGGGACCCAUGUUGCUUAUGGAUAUAAGGGAACAGGGCUUCCCGCCAGGGUUUUUAGGAAGCUGCAACAGAAGAAUCAAAGUGUGAUAUUACUUGAUCCAGAAAGACAAGAGAUUAGGAGGGAGGGAGAAGUUCCCAUUGCUGAUUUUUUAUGGUACUCUGCAGCACAACCUUGUAGUAGGAACUGUUUUGAUCGUGCUGAAAUUGCCCGUGUGAUGAAUGCAGCUGGAAAAAGGAGAGAUGCCUUACCCAAGGACCUCCAACAAGGACUAGAUCUUGGACUAGUGUCACCUGAAGUGCUGCAAAACUUUUUUGAUCUGGAGAAAUAUCCUUAUAUUUCCGAAUUAACUCAUGGUUUUCAGGGUUUUAGGGAGAGAUUGUUAGCAGAUCCUAAGUUUCUACACCGGUUAGCUAUCGAAGAAGCUAUAUCUAUAACAACCACACUCUUAGCACAAUACCAGAAACGCAAGGAAAAAUUCAUGGAAGAGCUUGACUAUGUUAUAACAGAUACUGUUAGGGGAACUGUUGUGGAUUUCUUCACAGUGUGGCUCCCUGCCCCCACGAUUUCUUUUCUACCAGCAGCCAAUGACGUUAAUCUGCCUGAAAGCUUUGAAGCAUUGAAGGGUCUCUUGGGGACCAUCCCGGACAAUGCAUUUCAGAAGAGUUUUGCAGGGAAGGAUUGGGGAUUGAGCCAUAGAGUUGCAUCCGUCAUUAUUGGCGGUCUGAAAUUGGCAAGCGUAGGAUUUAUUUCGAGCAUUGGGGCAGUGACAUCUUCUAAUAUCUUAUUUGGAGUACGUAGAGUAAUAAAUCCAACUCUUGCUAAGAGUCCACAGAAUAAACGCUCUCCGUUGCUGAAAACAGCUCUUGUGUAUGGGGGCUUUCUUGGAAUAUCAGCAAAUUUGCGUUAUCAGAUAAUUGCAGGAAUAGUAGAGCACCGGAUUUCGGACCAGUUCUCUGACCAGACAUUAUUUGUAAAUAUGCUGUCUUUUGUCGUUCGUACAAUCAACUCAUAUUGGGGUACCCAGCAAUGGAUAGACCUUGCACGAUUUACAGGGCUGCAAGCACGAAAGGUUGAAGGUGACUCCCCAAAUAAUGCCGCAGUGGAAUGUCAAACGACAGAUGAAACUUACAACACUGAUGAUUCAUAAUUUCAUCAUACCAACAAGGCAACAAUCAGUACUUCAGUUUAUAUCCCCGCGUUUCAUUGCAUACCGACUGCUUCUCCACACAGAUGAUACAUGCACAUAUUUUUUGUGCCUACUAAUCGUAAAGUAAUUGUAAGUUAGUAAAUUGUCCAUAGAAAACUGUUUCAUGAGCAUUUUGUAUAGAAGGAAUUUGAUGUUUUGGUUAUCACUCAGCACUCAGCAGCCCUCGAAGUAUAUGGAAAAAGUCAAUCAAACCCUUGAACUAAAACAACACUCGAUCAACUCCAUAAACUAUAUGAAAUCAGUCAAUUUUCUAAUUUAACCAGUUUCUAAUGGGUUAGCCGGUGACGGGUGACAUGGCAUCCACGUGUCAUGGUUGUUAUGUCUUUUUUGUUUCUUUCCUUUUCAUUCUCCUUCCCCAUUUUUCUUCCCGCCAACCUCUUCAUAUUAUUUUUUCUUUGGCCCCACCUCCACCUAUCUGCUUCCUCACAUACAUAAUUCCUUCUUCCUCACAAACAGAAAUCGUUUUCCCCUCUUUUUUGCCACUUAGACCUUCAAAGGCUCAUAGAAUCUCCGGCAACUGAGCUGCCUUCGCCUUCAUCUCCGGUGGAAAUAACUUACCAGAUUAGUUUGCCCAGGAAUCCGUGGUUAAUAACCUCAAAGCAUCCGACUCUUGUGAUAGAGUCAAGCCUUGAUGGAUUUCAGGUCCAUCGAUUCUUCCUACCGGAAGUCGAGCUCCGGUGGUUCUUGAAGUAGCUUCUUCCGGGGGAACUCAGUUGGCGGACGAGUUUAAUGACUCUAAGAGGGCUAUGGAGGUCGUGGCAAAGUCGGAACGGCAACCAGAAGUAUCGGAACGACGACCAGAGGUGAUGUUGGAUAGGGAUGGAUCGGUUCUGGUUCGGGCUUGGGUCCGGCCGGGCCUCGGUUCAUGAAGGGGAGGCCCGGAACCGGCCCGGGUAACCCCCGGGUCCGGGCCGGGCCGAGCCGGGCCUCGGUUCUAAUUUUUUUGUUUGGCUUUUCCUAGUUAACCCCCAACCCUCCCCCUCACCCCCAAACCAACCCUAACCACCUCAAAUGGCCCAAAAUACCCAGCCCAACCCAAAAACUUAAAAAAAAAUUCAAAAAAAAAAAAAAUUGGCCCGGUCCGGGUCUGAACCGGCCGAGCCGGGCCGAACCUGCCGGGCCGGUUCACCUUUUGAAGGGCCCCAGCCCGGACCGCCAUCCCACCGGGCCGGGUGGCCCGAACCGGCCAACCAACCGGUUCACCGGGCCGGUCCGGACCCGCACAGUAGCGGGCCGGUCCGGUUCCGGGCCGGUUGGCCCGGCCCGAGUCCACCCCUAAUGUUGGAAUGGUGAAGGCGGAGGUGCCGGAAAUGGUGGUAAGUGUAGAUAGAUCCCAGCGUGACGGCCAUUUCUCCGAAUCUUGAGAGUGAAUUAAAGAGAACUGGAGCGGAAUUAUGAAUGGAAAGAGGGGGGGGGGGGGGGAUAAAGAAGAAGAAAGCAAGCGAGUACGUAGUGGUAUGCUUGUGCCGAAGAAGAAAGAAGUGUGGAAAAAACAAAGGGAAAACGGGGAUUUUACCGGACUGCCAUGUUAGCAAAGUGACUAGCUAACCGGGAAUCACCCGACCUGAAUACAAAUUUGACCGUUUUUAUAUAGUUCAUGGACUCAAUUCAGUGUUUUUUAGUUGGUGGGUUUAAUUGACUUUUUCGUUAUAUUUUUGGGUCUUAUUUGACAUUUUUCUCAUCUUGUUUUUAGAUUUUGUACACAACAACGGUCAAGAUAUUUUUG
Cuscuta europaea is the source of this 4190-nucleotide messenger RNA. The record is from the annotation of a GenBank genome assembly. NCBI's taxonomy places the organism in Eukaryota, Viridiplantae, Streptophyta, Magnoliopsida, Solanales, Convolvulaceae.